This is a messenger RNA of Colias croceus (clouded yellow), 1002 nucleotides long. RefSeq names its product class E basic helix-loop-helix protein 22. NCBI's taxonomy places the organism in Eukaryota, Metazoa, Arthropoda, Insecta, Lepidoptera, Pieridae. The transcript is spliced from 4 exons. Gene Ontology annotation, molecular function: protein dimerization activity. Bases 96 to 677 code for a protein of 193 amino acids. The record is from RefSeq and is a predicted model, not a curated record.
AAACGUCCACGCGCACAGACUCCGAAAAAGUUACAACCGGCCAGUCCGAUUUAUUUUUAUUUUUUCCGGGCAGUGUUAUGCGUUAAUUAAAAAUAAUGGAGGGGCGGAGGACUUGGGAUGGCGUGCCGCUGGGCGAAUCGCACUCUCCACCACAAUCGGUGCCGGGCCGAAGGACUCCUUUGGGUGCUGUCGGCCUGGGGGGCUUCUACAUGCAGGGAGGCCAGCCUCCGCCUCCGCAACACUGCUAUCCGACUGACGAAAAUCAACCUGAACCUGGAACAAGCUAUGGACAACGAGCACUGGGCGAUGGUAAAUCCAAACAGAAAAUGCGACAAGGCAAGAACGUCCGGUUAAAUAUAAAUGCAAGGGAACGCAGAAGAAUGCAUGAUUUAAACGACGCGCUGGAUGAACUACGCGGAGUCAUUCCCUACGCUCACUCUCCCUCUGUACGGAAGUUAUCAAAAAUAGCAACAUUACUAUUAGCUAAAAAUUAUAUUCUCAUGCAGGCCAGUGCUCUUGAGGAGUUACGGAGACUGGUAGCGUAUCUUCAAGGGACAGCAACAGCGGCUGGAAUAGUACCGCCACCAGGGUUCGACUUGACCGGAUUCCCAGCAGCAGCUAAGCUCCUACAAAACCCUGUACCCUGCCCCCCCGCUCCGCCCGAACCGCCCUCUUGAGACCCAGCAAUCAAACUAGAGCCUUAAACAAUAGGUGAAAAUGCACCCGUUGUAUGCAAGAUUACAUUUUGUCCCUAUGUUAGUUGAAAAACUAAUAACAAUUCUGUCACAUUUUUCCUGCCGUGUUAUACUUUAGUACAAGAGACAAAAUUUUUAAUAAAAUUUUAAUUAAAGUAACUAGCAAGUGCAUCAAGCACGAUUUGUACUGUAAGAAACUUUUCGAGGUGAAGGACUUUCACUACAUUAUUAUAUUAUAUAGGAAGGUUUGAUUAUACUUAUGGUAAACGUAAAGCAGCGACGUUUAGUAGAACUAUAUAUAAUUAAG